Suillus discolor is the source of this 330-nucleotide messenger RNA. RefSeq lists its product as uncharacterized. NCBI's taxonomy places the organism in Eukaryota, Fungi, Basidiomycota, Agaricomycetes, Boletales, Suillaceae. The annotation marks the transcript as partial. The transcript has a single exon. The record is from RefSeq and is a predicted model, not a curated record.
AGGCGUCGUCUAUGCGCGGACGCCACUACACUUGGAGUUCACGCCACUGAAACCCAGAAAGCCAACAUUUGCACACGAAGUAAUGCACUACUACGCAAGAUCGAGUCGUGGACGACAAUCCAGACACCAUACAUGCCUGCAGUUGCCUUACUUCGCUCAGCACCAGAGCUCACGCGAGGGGCAAGUAACGAUGCAGACAAACCAGAAAAUUUACUGCUCUGGCUCCCUUCCUCGCUAGGUACAGAAUAUUCCUGCGACCGCAAGCUGCAAGAGCUCGAAUGGGAACUCCGCUUUGCCCAAGCACACGAUGCCUUAAAUGAAGUGCGUUAG